Hemiscyllium ocellatum (epaulette shark) is the source of this 2939-nucleotide messenger RNA. It is a transcript of the gene slc12a1, whose product is annotated as solute carrier family 12 member 1. Gene Ontology annotation, molecular function: sodium:potassium:chloride symporter activity. NCBI's taxonomy places the organism in Eukaryota, Metazoa, Chordata, Chondrichthyes, Orectolobiformes, Hemiscylliidae. Gene Ontology annotation, biological process: chloride ion homeostasis; potassium ion import across plasma membrane; potassium ion homeostasis. The transcript is spliced from 26 exons. The record is from RefSeq and is a predicted model, not a curated record. The coding region runs from base 201 to 2939 and encodes 912 amino acids. Gene Ontology annotation, cellular component: membrane.
GCAGCCUCAGUGGCGUCAAGGUCAACAGACCCAGCCUGGCAGAUCUUCAUGAAGACCUCAAGAGGGAUGUUUUAUCUGUUCCUGGUGCUGUGGAUGGUGUUGCUAAUGGUGAUGGUACAGUUGAUACAGGAGGAAAGCCUUCUGAAAACAAGGAUGAAUUAGUCAGAUUUGGAUGGAUCAAAGGAGUGCUGGUGCGAUGUAUGUUGAAUAUAUGGGGUGUGAUGCUUUUCAUUCGGCUUUCAUGGAUAGUUGGCCAAGCUGGAAUAGGUCUUGGAGUCAUCGUCAUUUGCCUGAGUUCAGUGGUAACUGUUGUAACAGGUAUCUCUAUGUCAGCCAUUUGUACCAAUGGAGUUGUUCGAGGAGGUGGUGCCUACUAUCUCAUAUCCAGGAGUCUCGGACCAGAAUUUGGUGGAUCUAUUGGCUUAAUCUUUUCCUUUGCUAAUGCUGUAGCCGUGGCAAUGUAUGUUGUCGGGUUUGCAGAAACUGUGGUGGAUAUUCUGAAGGAAAAUAAUGUUCUCAUGGUGGAUUCAAUCAGUGAUAUACGAAUUGUAGGAUGCAUUACGGUAGUAGUACUUCUUGGCAUAACAGUAGCUGGCAUGGAGUGGGAAACAAAGGCUCAAGUUGUUCUUUUGAUAAUUCUUCUUAUCGGUAUUGCUAACUUUUUUAUUGGAACUGUCAUUCCAAGUACAAUUGAAAAAAGAAGUAAAGGUUUCUUUAACUAUCAAGCUCAAGUAUUUGCAGAGAAUUUUGGGCCGUCUUUCAGGGAUGGAGAAGGUUUCUUCUCUGUCUUUGCCAUCUUUUUCCCAGCUGCUACUGGCAUUCUUGCUGGUGCCAACAUCUCCGGUGAUUUAAAGGAUCCACAAGUAGCCAUCCCUAAAGGAACGAUGUUAGCUAUCUUCGUAACAACUUUGACUUAUAUAGCUGUUGCCAUCUGCAUAGGUGCGACUGUUGUACGUGAUGCUACAGGAAGUGUUAAUGAUACCAUCAGUGCUUUGACAAGUUGUAAUGGUUCAGCAGCUUGUAAAUUAGGAUACGAUUUCUCUGGCUGUGAUACACAGAUGUGCAAUUUUGGUUUAAUGAAUAACUUCCAGGUUAUGAGCAUGGUGUCUGGUUUUGGUCCCCUCAUCACUGCAGGAAUCUUCUCAGCUACUCUUUCCUCUGCCCUGGCCUCCUUAGUCAGUGCUCCCAAAAUUUUCCAGGCUCUUUGCAACGAUAACAUUUACAAGGGGCUGUAUUUCUUUGGAAAAGGUUAUGGAAAGAACAAUGAACCGAUUAGAAGCUACAUUUUAACCUUCGUUAUUGCUGUUGCAUUCAUUCUGAUUGCUGAACUGAAUACAAUUGCUCCAGUUAUCUCAAACUUCUUCUUGGCCUCCUAUGCACUUAUAAACUUUUCAUGUUUUCAUGCUUCAUAUUCAAAAAGUCCAGGAUGGCGUCCUGCGUUUAAAUUUUACAACAUGUGGGUGUCGCUGCUUGGAACUGUAUUGUGCUGCGCUGUCAUGUUUGUUAUCAACUGGUGGGCUGCUGUAAUCACAGUUGCAAUUGUAUUAUUCCUUAACAUUUAUGUCAUUUAUAACAAACCAGAGAUAAAUUGGGGCUCUUCAGCACAGGCCAUGUCUUACAUCACUGCCCUUCAAGAUGCCCUUUCACUGACUGGAGUGAAUGAUCACAUUAAGAAUUUCAGGCCACAGUGUAUUGUUUUGACAGGAUCACCAAUGUCCAGGCCAGCCUUGUUGGAUUUGACACUUUCUUUCACCAAGAAUUUUAGCCUCUGCAUCUGUAGUCAAGUAUUUAUGGGACCAAGAAAGCAAACAGUAAGUGACAUGAAUGUGAGCAUGGAUAACUAUCAGCAAUGGCUUUCGAAGAACAGAAAAAAAGCUUUCUAUGCAGCAGUGGCUGGAGACAACCUACGUGAUGGAGUAAAGUGCCUACUUCAGGCUUCUGGAUUGGGUCGAAUGAAACCAAAUACACUUGUGAUUGGAUACAAGAGAGACUGGCGUACAGAUAAUCCUCAGGAUGUUGAGAAUUACGUUGGCAUUUUGCAUGAUGCCUUUGAUUUUGAAUAUGGUUUGAUAAUUCUCAGAAUUAGCCAAGGGCUUGACAUCUCCCGCAUUCUUCAGAUUCAAGAAGAAUAUCAGAGAAAGGAACAAGAAAAAUUAGCAUUGGAAGCUGCUCAGAAAGAUGAACAAAAGGAUGGAAAACGAGGAAUCUGUUCACUGAAAUUCUUGAACAAAACUGUCAGAUAUAGUACUAAUGCCCUAUCAGUGAAUGAUCAGAAAGACUUUAAAAUCAGUGCUGGUCAUGCUGCGGAUUUUAAUCAACGCCUACUGGAAGCUAGUACUCAGUUCCAAAUGAAUCAGGGAAAAGGCACAAUAGAUGUAUGGUGGCUGUUUGAUGAUGGAGGUUUAACUAUUCUCAUUCCCUAUCUGUUAACUAUUCGCAAAAAAUGGUGUAACUGUAAAUUACGUAUCUUCAUUGGAGGGAAGUUGGACAGUAUUAAUGAGGAGAAACGAGCAAUGGCUGCACUUCUCGGCAAGUUCAGGAUUCAGUGUGCUGACAUCAAGGUCAUUGGAGAUAUUCACAUGAAACCAAGCAAAGAAAGCUGGAAAAUGUUUGAAGAACUGAUUGAACCCUACCAAUUACAUGAGGGUUCCAAGGAUCCUGCAACUGCAGAAAUACUGCUGAAAGAGCAUCCAUGGAAAAUUACUGAUGCGGAGUUAGAGAGAUUUAAAGACAAGACAUACCGACAGGUCAGACUCAAUGAACUUCUGCAGGAGAACUCCCGAUCUGCCAAUAUCAUUGUUGUGAGUUUGCCCAUUGCAAGGAAAGAAGCUGUAUCAAGUUACUUGUAUAUGGCUUGGUUGGAGACUCUUUCAAGAAACCUGCCACCUGUUAUAAUGAUCAGAGGAAAUCAGAAGAAUGUUCUGACCUUCUACUCCUAA